Larimichthys crocea (large yellow croaker) is the source of this 1381-nucleotide messenger RNA. RefSeq lists its product as uncharacterized. The record is from RefSeq and is a predicted model, not a curated record. NCBI's taxonomy places the organism in Eukaryota, Metazoa, Chordata, Actinopteri, Sciaenidae. The coding region runs from base 118 to 1212 and encodes 364 amino acids. Gene Ontology annotation, cellular component: nucleus. The transcript is spliced from 2 exons. Gene Ontology annotation, molecular function: DNA-binding transcription factor activity; DNA binding. Gene Ontology annotation, biological process: circadian rhythm; regulation of DNA-templated transcription.
GCACAUAUGAUAAAGUAAAUGAUCUUAGUGGUGUGUCAAACGCUGUAAGCUGCUGUGUGUGUUGCCGAAGUACAAGAAUCAUCCCACAGGUGUCAUCUUUUCAUCCAGUCAAGAGCCAUGUCCACCCCGAGGAGCCCUGAACCUCCUGGGCCCCCUGCUGCGUGCCACUCCUCCUCCUCCUCCUCCUCCUCAGUAGAGAGCAGCAGCUUCAUUGAGCCUGAUCCAGACCCUGAACUCCUCAUCCCGGUGGCACGGUCCUCGCUGUUGGCUCGACGUCUCCUGCGUUUGCGGGCCUACAGCAGCCACUUAAACCCCGUUACGCGCCGCAAGAGAGAGAUGAUCCCCCCCGACAAGAAAGAUGCCAGCUACUGGGAUAAGCGACACAAGAACAACGAGGCAGCCAAGAGGUCCAGGGAGAAGAGGAGGCUAAACGACCUGAUGCUGGAGGGUCAGCUGCUGGCACUGAGUGACGAAAACGCACAGCUGCGGGCUCAGCUGCUGAGCAUGCAGCAUCACAGCAGCCUGUGUGCAGAUAAGAGCAAAGCUGCAUCUGCAGAAGCUUCAGCUUUGGCCCUAUCACCAAGACCCCCUCACCCCUCCGUCCUCUUCCAGGCAGGACACUGGAGCAGCACGGCGAGGCAACAAGAAAGAGCGACCCAUCCGUUUGAGGCCAAGGUCCCUUGUUUUAGCUCAGCUAGAGGGGUUGGUGGUUUUGAUCAACAAAGCCCCCAAAGCUGUGGCACACAGCAGGGUCUCUUCGCUCCUUCCGCGACCCGCGUCCGCUCUCCCCGAGCAGUCUUGGAGGGCGGGAGGUCAGCUGACGCAGACAAGGAUGCUCAGCGACAGGUCUCCUCCAGUGAUGACAUCUCCAACUCCCAAGACGCGUCAUCCCAUUCCACCUACUCCGUCCGACCACUUCUACCCACACCUGACGCACUCCACCAUGCCUCCAUCCUCUCAUACCCACCUCCAAACUGGCUGGUUCCCCACGUGAAUCACCCGGCAGUUUGUAAUAAUUUCCUGCUGCCUUGGCGGUCCUCCUACCUGACCCCACCGGCCGUCUACUCCGGCCUGCCUCUCUACAUACAGGAGAGACAAGGCCAGGGUCUCGGUGUGGAGGCAGACAUUCAGAGGGGAUUCAAGAGCCGGUUCAGCAGCGCACCGGCGGGACUGUCUCAUCUCGGGAUACACCUCAGUCCUGACGGACGCUGAGGGGACCAUUUGACUGUCAUGGCGUUGAUUAUGCAAAAAGAGGAGAGGGGAGGAAUCACAUCAUAUUUUGUAAAUCCGAUUCUGCAUAACUGUAAUUACAGCUCAAUGUUUUAUUAAUUGUAAUGAAUACAAAAUAUAAUUAAAUGCAACAUACGUUUUUUUCAGUUUG